Molecule: messenger RNA, 1245 nt
Organism: Talaromyces stipitatus ATCC 10500
Lineage: Eukaryota; Fungi; Ascomycota; Eurotiomycetes; Eurotiales; Trichocomaceae
Product: reverse transcriptase, putative
Exons: 2
Coding region: 1-1245 (414 amino acids)
Source: RefSeq, a predicted model, not a curated record
AUGAUAGUCCUUGAUCAACAGGUGCCUCUACAGAAGCCAUCCCCCUACUCGAAACGAUGGUUCACCCCAGAGCUCAAAUCCCAACAGGCCAGAGUGCUUCUAGAAACCUUCUUCCCGAAGAUGGCAGACCUAGAAAUAGAAGACCCAGUACCACCCUCAGAGGGAAUACCAUGGUACCCAAUCACCGAACUAGAGGUACAUCAGUCACUCAAAGCCGCUAAGGGAACGACGGCCCCGGGGGAGGAUGGGAUUAUAACCCUUGUCUGGAAACAUCUAUGGCCAUAUCUCUGGAAGAUGAUCACGUACAUCUUUGCAAGAUCAGUAGAAUUAGGCCACUAUCCUCACCAGUGGAAGCAAGCGAGAAUCAUAGUGCUGAGGAAACCCGGGAAGCCAGACUAUGGUGUACUAGAAGCAUACCGACCUAUUUCUCUACUAAAUACCCUAGGGAAGAUACUAGAAGCCGUCAUGGCUCGCAGACUGUCAUUCUGGGCUAAGUCCUAUAAACUACUUCUAGACACCCAGUUUGGAGGCCGGCCAGGACGAAACACAGAACAAGCGCUCCUAACCCUGGUAAACGCGAUUGAUCGUGCAUGGCUAUGGUCAAAGGUGAUCACGCUGGUAGCAUUUGAUCUCACAGGAGCAUUCAAUGGAGUGAAUGAUUCAAGCCUUGACACCCGUCUACAGGCCAAAGGCAUCCUAACCGUAGCCAGGCGCUGGAUCCGGAGCUUCAUGGAGAACAGGUACGCCGGCAUCUCCUUCAAUGAUUUUCAGACGGAGAUCUCCCCGCUCGAGCAUGCUGGUCUGGCACAGGGAUCCCCGCUGUCCCCAAUCUUAUUUGGAUUUUUUAACUCCGACCUAGUCGACCAGCUAGUCGACCACUAUGGCGGCGCGUCAGCGUUUAUUGACGACUAUUUUCGAUGGCGAGCCGGUCAGUCUGCAGAAGACAAUAUCAGAAAGAUUCAGGAAGAGGAUAUCCCCCGCAUCGAGGCAUGGGCCCAACAAACGGGAUCCUUGUUUAAUGUGAAGAAAACAGAACUAAUCCAUCUAACAAGGUCCAAAAGACAGCACGGGGUAGGACAGAUUAUAAUAAAUGGGACGGUAAUCAAGCCAAGCGAUACAGUAAAGCUUCUAGGCGUGAUCUUUAACAAGAAGAUGCGGUGGAAGGAACAUGUGCAGCAAGUAGUCAAGCGAGCAACCCAGGUGAAUAUCGCCCUGGGGGGACUAAGACACCUCCGUCCAGAGUAG